GACAAGACAGUUCGAGAAAUCAAUGUUUAGGGAAAAAAGAGUAGGUAUUAGAAGUGGUAGUGGUGUGGGGAAAGCACUGGUUAGUUAGUCUGUGUAAACAUGUGGCGGUGGUUGGUGGUGUGGCAGGCGUCGUUGUUGUUAGUGAGUGGUACCUUGGACAUGCGGUAUUUGAACUCGCGCUAUGCCAGUUCGCAGUUCGACUGCUUCGACUACCCAGUUGCAAUGCCAAUGAGGUCAUUUGAAUCAGGCUGGGGUCUAGCGAGAAAACCUGCCACAGAAAAGUACCGAUCAAUUCCAACACCGUAUGUUCAUGAAUUAUCAAGAAGAAUCGACUUCCUCUUACCCAACCGCGAGGACAUUGUGAAAGAACACGCUAAAUUAGUCCAAGAUAUAAAUGGUCUUCGGCAAGUCAUGUUUGUUGCUCCGUUAGCUAACGAGCCAAAAGACUACGAGGACUCCAUAUUCCCUGAAAUCAUUGAGACAUCUUCUACUACCACAAGCAGGCCGUCGACUACAAAACCCCCUAGACCGACGAAGGGUAUUCCAAUUGUCUUAUUGGGUGGUGCAACUCGUAAACAUACAAUAAAAAGUCAGCCUCCAAAGAAUCAUAGGCAGACCUUAAAUUUGGUAGGAAACUCUGUGACUCCAUUAGUGAGACAUCCUUAUCCAUUUAUCACGGCGGCAUCUUCACGUCAACCAGUAAGAAUUUGUAUGUCAUCACCCUUCUCGUAUACCUCGACUACGCAUCGUCCGAGCCUUUGGGAGCGUCUUUUUAAAUCAAUAAUACCAAGAUAGAGUAUAUAAGAUGAAUACCAGUUCUUUAACCAACGAGCGCUACGUAAUCUAGUGCUAAUAGCUCCACGUAACACUUAGUGAUUUUAUAUUGUAAACUGAUUUCUCAUUGUUUUGUCGUUGCACGGAAAGCGAGAGUAAUCUUGUUAUUGCUGCACUUAUAAAGGUUCUUGCACAGCUACCGUCUGUAUAUUAAGAGCGAUUUGUAACAAUAUUUCAAUAGAAAUAGUAUUUAUUUAUACUUCUUAUUAUCAUUCAAUAUCC
Messenger RNA from Vanessa tameamea, 1056 nucleotides. RefSeq lists its product as uncharacterized. The transcript has 3 exons. NCBI's taxonomy places the organism in Eukaryota, Metazoa, Arthropoda, Insecta, Lepidoptera, Nymphalidae. The record is from RefSeq and is a predicted model, not a curated record. Bases 100 to 795 code for a protein of 231 amino acids.